AUGCAAACGAUUCUCGUGACAGGUGCCAACACAGGCAUUGGACUGGCGCUAUGCAAGCAACUGUGCAAAGAUCACGGCGCCAAGGUGUUUUUGGGAUCUCGUAGUGCCGAUAAGGGCGCUACGGCAGUCCAGCAAGUGAAAGAGUAUGCGGGUGGCGACAGUAAGGGUCAAGUGGAACUGCUUCAGAUCGAUGUGGGAAGUGACGAUUCCGUCACCAAGGCAGCGGCUUCGCUAAAAGAAAAAGGAGUCAAAUUGACUGCCAUUGUCAACAAUGCCGGAACAGGUCUGGGUCACGGCGUCACCAACGAAACCGUCUUGAAUGUAAAUCUCAUGGGCGUCAAGCGCGUCGUCGAUGCCUUUACCGAAUUGCUCGAUCCGCAAGCAUCUAGAAUUGUCAAUGUCGGAAGUGGCUCGGGACCUCUAUACGUACGGAGUCAACCCAUCGAACGUCAAAAGAAAUUGUGCAAUCCCGACAUUACAUGGGAAGAAAUCAAAGAGGAAUACGAUAGAGGUGUCCCAAAAGACGACCCUGCCCACGGACAAGUGGGCACGGACCACUACGGACUCUCCAAAGCAUUGCUCACAUGUUACACCAUGAUGCUCGCCAAGACAUUGGCGCCCAAAAAUAUAAGUGUCUACUGCUUGACUCCGGGAUACAUUGAUACCGCCAUUACGGCCGGAUGGCCCGGUGGAAAACCUCCAGAGGAAGGAACUGUUGCCAUUCGUCACUGUCUAUUCGAGACUACCAAAGAAGAAAGUGGACAGUUCUUUGGAUCCGAUGCCAAACGCAGCCCUUUGCACUUUUUGAGAAAUCCAGGAGAACCAGUAUCGGAUGGAACCAUCGACUGGGAGGCUGUCGAGAAAGAUUUGGCCAAGUAG
Molecule: messenger RNA, 879 nt
Organism: Seminavis robusta
Lineage: Eukaryota; Bacillariophyta; Bacillariophyceae; Naviculales; Naviculaceae
Source: the annotation of a GenBank genome assembly